AUGACGCAGGUGACUGAUGUCGGUGAUUUGGGGGAUCACCAGCCUCGUGGCCAGAGGGGCUGUCGGAGGUCUCACGGCCAGAGGUGCCUGCGAAACACCCAAGGCCAAAGCUACGAUGGUUGGCGGCUCACCUACCACGGCUAUGACUUCCUGGCCCUUCGGGCCCUGGCGGCUCGCGGCACCAUCACGGCCGUGGGGCGGCGCUUGGGCGUGGGCAAAGAGAGUGACGUGCACUACGCUCAGGGCCCUGAUGGUGAAUUGGUGGCCUUGAAGCUGCAUCGGCUCGGUCGAAUCAGCUUCCGGGCCAUCAAAGAGAAGCGCGACUACCUGAGGCACCGCGUCCAUGCGAGCUGGAUGUACAUGGCGAAGUUGGCCGCUGCCAAGGAGUUCGCAUACAUGAAGGCUUUGAAGGCGCUGAAAUCGAUCGAAUCGAUGGGAGCGAUGGAGAGAACAGCGCAGCUUCGUGCUGCUGCCUGGGCGGGCUCCGUGCUGGGCAGCGCCUUCAGAGAUGAGGGCUUCCCAGUCCCCAGCCCCAUCGAUCAGAACCGGCACGUGGUGGUGAUGUCCUUUGUGCACGCCACACCACUCUUCCAGAUCCGCAGCCUGCAACAUCCUCACCAGGUCUUGGAGCGACUCAUGCGCCUGGUAGUGAGGCUUCUUCGAGCAGGGAUCGUUCACGGAGACUUCAAUGAGUUUAACCUCAUGCUUGACCAGGAUGAGAAGAUCACUCUCAUCGACUUUCCACAGAUCGUCUACAACAACCACCCCAACGCCGAGGACGAAGAUGCCACGCCGAAAGGUGGCACCCCCCCGCAAAUCCACCCCAACACCAGAGGUGGAAGGUCCUGCGGUCGGUUGAAUCUUCGAACUCAGCUUAGAAGUUGCGUGGGAUCAACAGAAACCAUAUGA
Messenger RNA from Durusdinium trenchii, 909 nucleotides. NCBI's taxonomy places the organism in Eukaryota, Dinophyceae, Suessiales, Symbiodiniaceae. The record is from the annotation of a GenBank genome assembly.